AUGAAAAAGACAUUGCCUUUCCAGACUCUGGAGAAGACUAAAAAGGAAGAUGACUCAUUUUCAGAUCUCAAGAGGUCAGAAUAUCAUCUCCCAGCCCCAUGGAAGUUGCUGGGUUCUACUGUCAUUGACCAUGACACCCCAGUCCCCAAAACUGGCUUGAAUCUCAAAGGGAAACUAGGGCAGUUUGGAAUUUCUGAACAGCUCCUGUGUGUGAAGGUUCUAGAGGGGGACCUGGGGCAGAAGCACAGCCAGCUCUUCUGGGGUCUCCCCUCUCUGCACAGCGAGUCCAUCGUGGCCACUCUCCUGGUGCCCCUGAACAGCUACUCACUCGAGCCUGACCUCGUGUUAUUUAACAGGGUCUGUAAUGCUGCAGCAGCCCCAGUAUUGGACCAUGGAUCCACAGCCCUUCCACAGCCCCACACCUUGCCCCUCACCUUCGUUCAUGCUCAGCCUUUUCCUAACACAGAGCCCCAGCCACCAACUCUCCCUUUCACUCAGGUCCAACCUCAGGCCCACAUGCAAUCUCCACUCUUUCCAAUGCAACCAUCACCUCUGCCCUGUGGAAGCACUCUCCAAAUACCACAGAACAGGACUGUCCCUGGGGUCUUCAGUGGAAACAAAGAGCUGCAAAGCCACUUGUUGCAGAAUCAUCAAGCUGGUUUGUGGGAUUUGGUCCCUGGAUAUCAGCAAUAUGAAACUGCCUUUGGUCUUCUAGUUCCCGGCUUUCCAUUGGUCAGCCAGCCUUCGCAGAACUAUGCCUCCAUCCCCAGCACCGGUCAUUUUCAUUUCAGCAGUGAACUUCAGGACAACCUGGGGCCCUAUGGACCAAACAACCCAACCCCACCCUGGCACUACCAGCCCUGCAGCAGGACAGGAGUACCGGAAAUGAUGGGCCCUCAGUACAAAGCAACGGGAGCAUCUCCCCACAGCUGCAAAUGUGCUAAACCUCAACACUCUGUACACUGGGACCAGAGCUCCAGAGACCUCAGGACUGAAGAACCAAGUCACUCAGAAAGUUUCUUUGAGAGCUUCUCAAUGAAGCCUCAGCUAAGAAAGGAUGUAGCCAAGAAUCUCGGCCAAAUCCUAGGGAAAUGCCCAUUAGACAACCCACAAAUGAUCUCGGGAUGUUAUGCACUGAACAGUCUGAGAGUUGUACCUAAGACAGAGGGGAAAUGGGUAUGUCACUCAAGAACUGGCUUGAAAAAUGAACGACUCAGCAUCUCAAGGAAGAGCUUGGACCAAAGACAAGUAAGAAGCGCCCUUCGGUUACACGUGAGCAGUAAGCUCUGGCAGAUCACUAUGGGUCGGAUCCCAACCAAGGUGUGCUGUUCAUGGCUUGCUGAAGAUGUGCCUCUCUGGAACUCACCACUGGGAAAUACUUACUGCAAUACUGCUAUUCCCAAAAUACCUUUUCUUGAUCACAAGACUCAAAAGAUGCUGGAAGCCUAUCUUAUAAGGUUCCGAGUGAGUCAGAAGUGGGGCCUCCCCCUCAAAGUUAUCGAAUCCAUAAAAUUCUAUAUGUUAAGAGAAGCUAAAACAUGGCCCCUCCCUCAAUCUGACGUCCCCUCGUCUUCAAACAGUAUUUCUGGGAUGGAUUUGAAAAGUAACUUCUCCCACCCCCUCAGAGGAAGCUCUAGCCUUUCUCAUGGAGACAGGAUGGAAGCAGCAAACUCAGCCUCCAUCACAGAUCAUCACCUUCCCCUCACUGUCUCACGUGCAGACAGGGAAGGAGAGGGAUCCCCGAGACGAUCCUUGUCUAGCACUGGUUAUGAGGUUACAGAGACGGUCCAGACAACUGGAAGUGACGGAUACAGCAGUGUGGACAGCGUGCGUGCAACUGGGAGUGACAGAUAUAGCAGUGUGGACAGCGUGCGUGCAAAUGGGAGUGACAGAUAUAGCAGUGUGGACAGCGUGCGUGCAAAUGGUGCUCAGCUACAGAGCACACCUAGUCAGGAGCAGCCCAGCCAGGAACAAGUGGCUGUGUCUGAGGCAGAGAAUGAGGUGACAAGUUCCUCUUCUCAUCUAGAAACCACUGGAGGCAAACAGAGGUCGGAAAGGAACUUAAAGCAUGUGCUGACACCCAGCAUGCUCAGGGAGAUAUUCAGGGCCCCGGAGGUGAGGGUUCUUCUGUCAGGAUCUGAUGCUAGCAGCAAGUCGAGAAGCUCCACAGAGAAAAACAAAGAGAGAAAUAAAGCAGCCUCCAUUCUGACUGCAGACCACAACCCACCAAGGAUGUCGGUUCCCGAAGACCUGGCAGUGUGGGACUUUAAGAAGCAGUUGUUUACAGAACUGAAGUUUAAGUUGGAGAAUCAGGCACAGAGCCCGGCUGAAGGCUAUGAAAGUGAUGUGUCCUUUACCUCAGACAGUCUGACUGGCUACAUGCCAUCUUCCUCCAACAGUGUGUCCAGUGGGGAUGCCUCCGUCUUCAAGGACUUCCAUACCCACCUACGUAACACAGGCCUCAGUUUGGAUCCACAGCAGGAGCCAGGGUUCUUCAAACGUAUCUUAAGGAAUUUAACACCAGCUGAGAAAAUACUGGCCUUAUCAGUACCCAGAAAAGAAAAUGGUAGAAGUGAGGCCCCAGGAUUAGGGACAUACAAAACAGGAAAGAGCCAGCCUAUUAAAGGAAAAUCAGACAAGAAGCCACAUCCUCCUGAAAGUUACUUCAGAAAAAAGAUAGGACAAUUUUUUCAGUUGCUUUAUUCCAGCAAAGACAGCAGAAGACACAGGUCUGAGAAAGACAGGGCUCUCUUUAUGAGCUGUGGGCCUCCUGAAGCCCAUGAGCUCAUGGCGUCUCUUGGGAAACUCCUGGAGGAUAAGCUGUUGUGUGGACAGAAAUCUGAGUUCUUAGAGUGGAGCCAUAGGAAGAGCCUGCAGGCUCAGCCCAAGCCCAGCAAGGGACAACCUUCCAACCAUGGGGCCACCUGUGCCCAACAUGGAGAAGCAAAGAGUAACUGCUACUGUUACCAGACAGCGGUCUCUUCUGGUUCAAGUCGUGGGCUAAGUCCUGGACAAAGACAUCCUCGUGUAUCUUUUGAGCAGCGGCCACAAUUCUGGGAUUGCUCACCUACCCCUGACUCCAGGGAUCCCUAGUCCCAUUCAAGCCUGAAGGUGCGUCCUAUGCCUUCCCUGCCCUCACAUCUGCUAAGGGAGUGUUCUGAGACCUGACUCUUCUACAGAAACAGAACAUGUUUCUGUUUG
This is a messenger RNA of Onychomys torridus (southern grasshopper mouse), 3201 nucleotides long. RefSeq names its product spermatogenesis-associated protein 31D1-like. The transcript has a single exon. The coding region runs from base 1 to 3093 and encodes 1030 amino acids. The record is from RefSeq and is a predicted model, not a curated record. Lineage: Eukaryota; Metazoa; Chordata; Mammalia; Rodentia; Cricetidae.